Amphiprion ocellaris (clown anemonefish) is the source of this 3222-nucleotide messenger RNA. RefSeq names its product acid phosphatase 2, lysosomal (gene acp2). Gene Ontology annotation, cellular component: lysosome. Gene Ontology annotation, biological process: dephosphorylation; lysosome organization. Bases 72 to 1337 code for a protein of 421 amino acids. The record is from RefSeq and is a predicted model, not a curated record. The transcript has 13 exons. Gene Ontology annotation, molecular function: acid phosphatase activity. Lineage: Eukaryota; Metazoa; Chordata; Actinopteri; Pomacentridae.
ACACCGGAGCUUCAGGAAACCCCUCAGUUAGCGUCUAUAAGCAGACUCAGCUCAGCCGUCCAGCCGAAAACAUGGUGUCCGCCGCGGUGCUUUUCCUCCUGUCGCUGGGCUGUACGUGUGGAGCCGUUGCUGGAGACAGAAAACUCUCUUAUGUGACCGUGUUGUUCCGACAUGGUGACAGAUCACCGGUCAAAGCUUAUCCUACUGACCCGUACCAAGAGAACGACUGGCCACAAGGCUUUGGGCAACUAUCACAGGAGGGCAUGAGGCAACACCUUAACCUGGGCCAGUUUCUGAGGGAUCGAUACAAAGGUUUCCUCAGCGAAUCCUAUGACCGCCACGAGAUCCUAGUUCGCAGCACAGACUACGAUCGCACCCUGAUGAGUGCCGAGGCCAACCUCGCAGGUCUGUACCCCCCCAGUGGGCAGCAGGUCUUCACACCCUCCCUGAAGUGGCAGCCGAUACCCGUCCACACGGUGCCGGAGAGCGAAGAGAGGCUUCUCUCGUUUCCUUUGAACGACUGUCCUCGCUACAAACAGCUGAUGAAUGAAACCGAGAACACAGCAGAGUUCCUUAAUGUUACCACAACAUACAAGGACAUCAUAGAUCUGGUGAGGAAUAAAACAGGACUGAAUAAGACGGAUGUGGAGUCAGUUUGGAGCGUUUAUGACACACUCUUCUGUGAGUCCCGUCACAACAUGUCGGCUCCCGACUGGGUGACUCCUGACGUGAUGAACAAACUCCGAGAGCUCAAAGACUUUGGAUUUCAGGCCAUGUUCGGGGUCUACAACCAGCAGGAGAAGAGUCGGCUGCAGGGAGGCAUGUUGCUGGGUGAAAUAGUGAAGAAUCUUUCCAAGAUGGCCGUCCCAGACCCGACACAGCGACUCAAACUGAUGAUGCUCUCAGCGCAUGACACCACUGUAGCUGCUCUGCAGGCCAGCUUGAAUGUGUUCAGUGGAGUUCAGCCGCCGUACGCCUCCUGUCACAUGUUCGAGCUGUACCGAGAGGAAAAUGGCUCUGCCUCGGUGUCGAUGUUUUACCGGAACGACAGCGCCGUGGAGCCGUACCCGCUUCAGUUACCAGGCUGCUCCCUCGACUGUCCGCUGGAUGACUUCGUUAGAAUUACAAAGCUGUCUGUCUCGGACGACAGGGACAAAGAGUGCCAAGUGCCUUCAGAAGGGAGAGAUAAAGAAGUCAUCAUUAGCCUGGCGCUGUCCGGCUGCCUGCUCCUCCUCCUCAUCGCCCUCCUCCUCGGCGUUAUCUGUUGGCAGAAACAGCCAGUCAGCAGCCGCGGAUACCACCAUGUGAUCAACCAGGAAGUCGGAGAGGAAUCCUGACAGAAACACAGACUUCUCCCUCGGAGAUCUACGAGCCUCGUCUCUUGGGACAGCAGCGAUGAUGAUGAACUUUGACUUCGGUCGUUUGGGGAAAAAUGUAGAAAGUCAACACAGGAGAUUGCGAUAAAGUUCUGAUUUUAGAUGGUGUGUGAACGGUGGGGAAACAUUCGUGGUAGUGUCAGUUUCUGGAACAACCAAGCUCAGAUUUUUUUGUGUGUUUUCAGUCACAACUUUACGUGAUUACAAAAUUUUUUUACGUCAUUAAAAUCAAAUCAUCUAAAGAUGUUAAACUGGGAAUGUGAGUCAUCACAGGGGUGGACUAUGAAGUGAGAUGAAUGCAGGUUAUAGCAGGUCUGUUGAGCUGAAACUAAUGUCUUCAGUGUCACAAAGAUGUGUCUGUUUCUCACCUGCUAGAUCACCAUGGUAACUCAUUCUUUUUAGUUAAGCUGUUAUGGAGGAGGUGCUGUUCAGAGUUUGGGAUUUAAGUUGUAAGAAGCACCAUGCGUUCACCAUUUUUUGUCCGACCAUAAAAGAAGCAUUUCACGUUGAUUUGGCCAAAACCUGAAGUGACUUCCUGAAUCCUUUAUUAUGGGACGGUGUCGGACCUGCAUUCACUACUUAUCAUGUUUGUAUGAUUAAAGUGUAACGUUUAAGAGCACUGAAGAGCAGCUGUCACAUUAGAAAUAAGCAGCUGAAUUGAUAAAUGUUUGGGUUCCUCGUAGCUCUUUCUUAUAACCUGUUCCUCUUAGUGAAAUCGGGAUCAGCCAUUGGUCCAUUUAGUGUGGAGUGAGUCACAUGACAUGUUAAACACCUCCUGUAAUGGGAAGAUGCACCGUCCCACCAUCAUAGCAUCCAUUUUGUCUGAUAGAUAUCUGUUAUCUCUGAUUGGGGUUUCAGGUUUUGUUGAUCCAGCUAACAAAGAAAGCCUGGAUAUGUAGAACACCCCUCUGAACCUUCUGUUAUGUGUGUUUGGAAGUUCAGGGGUUUGCACAUGUAUGAAUUAUGUGUGCAGAGACGUACUCCUGAAUCUGGCUGUGUGUGUGUGUGUGUGUGUGUGUGUGAGUGAGUAUUGUUGGUUCGUUUUGUUUGUGUGUGUGUGUGUGUGUGUGUGUGUUCUCCGAGGUCUAAUGACCGAGAUGCCUUAAAUAUUUUUAAUAAAGGGGUGUUUUGUUUUGGUUUUUUGGGGGAUCUAACACAUUUUUUGUGGGAUUACAAGGUUUUUCAUUUGAAAUCUUUCAGAAAAACAAACACCAGCUCAGUGGACGGUUAGCUAACCCUGACCUUUCACCUCUUUGUAGACUGGAAUUAAGCAAAACUGAUGACUUUUGGGACAAUAACAGGAAUCAUGAACAUUUUGGAAUCAUCAGUUAGUUUCACCUUUACUCAGCUUCCAUGUAAAACAUUUAGAAUAUUUUUUUUUUUUUUUUAGUUGUGAAUAUCCAGGAACUUUGGAAACAGUUGUGUGUUUUUGGAUCUUCACUUAGUCUUGAACAGAUUUCAUGCUCUUCCUAAAGGGAUACGACGGAUCAACUGUAGCUAAAACUUUGGUCUCAUGCGGUUUUAGGAAACAAACAUGAGAUCGGGAGGUGAACGUUUCUUUGUUUGCACAUGUAACUUUCAAUCUAAGGCAGGGAUGAUCAGGGUCUUAACUAUAAGUCCGGAUCCACAGUGUGGAUUGGGAAGGAAUUUGCACGUUGCCAACCACUUCAUCUUCAGUUACAUCCAACAUGGAGACACAUUUGAUAAAUACUUCUAAAAAGGGUGAUGUUCUGUAAUCGGGUCCAUACUCUGUCAUUUUCUUUCUUGCUGUACAAACCGAUUGAUCAGACUGCGAAUGUGUAAAUAUUUGUUUUGCCAAAAUGAAUAAUUGUCAUUUCUCGGAAAA